Molecule: messenger RNA, 726 nt
Organism: Lodderomyces orthopsilosis Co 90-125
Lineage: Eukaryota; Fungi; Ascomycota; Pichiomycetes; Serinales; Debaryomycetaceae
Gene: SNO1
Product: putative pyridoxal 5'-phosphate synthase
Exons: 1
Coding region: 1-726 (241 amino acids)
Biological process (GO): pyridoxine metabolic process; pyridoxal 5'-phosphate biosynthetic process
Cellular component (GO): glutaminase complex; cytosol
Molecular function (GO): glutaminase activity
Source: RefSeq, a predicted model, not a curated record
AUGACUAUACCAAAGCCAGUUACUCUUGGAGUACUUGCCCUCCAAGGCGCAUUCAGAGAACACAUCAACUACUUCAAAUCUGUUAUCGAACAAGAUGAAGAAAAAUAUUCAAAUUAUUCUAUUAACAUCAUUGCAGUUCGAACUAAAGAAGAUCUCGACAAAUGCGACUCAUUGGUGAUACCAGGUGGUGAAAGUAGCUCUAUGUCAUACAUAGCAGAAAGAACAAACUUGCUUCCACAUUUAUGCAAAUUCGUUUCUAAUGAGUCAAAGUCUAUCUGGGGUACAUGUGCAGGGUUGAUCUUUCUCGCAAAGGAGAUUGAGAAUGCUGUGGAAAACCAAACGUGCUUAGGAGGUUUGGACAUUCAGGUUAGUAGGAAUGCAUUUGGUCGACAAGUUGAUUCAUUUGAACAAAAGUUGGAUUUUAGUGGAUUCAUACCAGGAUGCGAUAGCUUCCCCACCAUUUUUAUACGUGCUCCAGUUGUGACCAAGAUUUUGCCCAACGGGGCAGAAAGUGGAUCGUCACCAAAUAAGAUUGUGAGAUCGAAGAGCAAUUACCACAAUAAAGCACCGGUGGAAGUUUUGUAUAAAUUGCACAACUACGAUGGGAAGGAGAAUGAGCUUAUUGUAGCUGUAAGACAGGGUCGUAUACUCGGUACUUCAUUUCACCCUGAGUUAUCAGACGACAAUAGGUUCCAUCAAUGGUUUAUAGAUGAGUUUGUGUUAUAA